Messenger RNA from Hyla sarda, 1085 nucleotides. Its product is annotated as protocadherin-19-like. The transcript is spliced from 3 exons. Lineage: Eukaryota; Metazoa; Chordata; Amphibia; Anura; Hylidae. The coding region runs from base 494 to 1018 and encodes 174 amino acids. The record is from RefSeq and is a predicted model, not a curated record.
ACCUGCACCGCGCAGACACACAGCUGCCGCCAUUGUCAGGGCCUUUAUUCACCACCAGCUAAGACAACACGGCCCUGGCGGAGAGUCGGUCCCCACCGCCAGGAAUGUGAGUGCCGGCCGGGCCCAUUGUGGCUGCAGGGCCGCACCGCAGGAAGCCGCACAUUGUCGGAGGAUUUACUCUUCAAUAAAAGAUUUUCCUUCAAAGCAAAAACUAAAUGAUCUUCAAAGAGGCUUUUACCCGCUUCCUAAUUCCAGCAGUUCAACCUUCAAGGACUUAGAGGGGAAUAGCCUGAAGGACAGUGGGCACGAGGAGAGCGACCAGACUGACAGCGAACACGACGUCCAGCGGGGCCUGUACUGCGACACGGCUGUCAACGACGUCCUAAACACCAGCGCCAAUUCAGUGGGGACCCAACCACCAGACCAAGAUCAGACUGAAGGUUUCCACUGCAGAGAAGAAUGUCGAAUUCUUGGUCACUCCGAUAGAUGUUGGAUGCCCCGUGUCCCCAUCCCUAGUCGAGCCAAGUCCCCGGAGCACGGAAGAAAUGUCAUUGCUUUGUCUAUAGAAGCCACCAAUGUGGACACUGAAGCCUUCGAGGACUGCAACACUAAAAGAACUUUUGCAACUUUUGGCAAAGACGGAAACGAGCAUAAUACUGAUGACGGCAGGGCUACCCUAAAAGGGAAAAGGACAGUGGAUCUGCCUAUCUGCAGCCCCAAGGUCAACGGCGCCAUUCGCGAAGCAGGAAACGGCUGUGAGGCCAUCAGCCCCAUCACUUCUCCUCUGCAUCUAAAGAGUCCUCUGCCUGCCAAACCCACCGCAACGUACAAUAUAAUGCACUGCACCGGAAACCGUGACAUGGAGCAGUUUGUAAGCAAUGGUCCUUCUCGACCUUCAGAAGCAGAGCCCCGGGGGGCAGACAGUGAAAAUGUAUUGCAUGAGAUCAAUCCAUUAUUGCAAGAAUGUCGAGAAAAAGACUCAAUGGGUGUAAAGAGACUAAAAGACAUUGUUCUCUAAGCACCAAACCUGCUGUAUGGAUAAAAAAAAAAAAAAAAAACUGAAGAAAGAAUGACUGAAAGCUAAA